Seminavis robusta is the source of this 1633-nucleotide messenger RNA. Lineage: Eukaryota; Bacillariophyta; Bacillariophyceae; Naviculales; Naviculaceae. The record is from the annotation of a GenBank genome assembly.
GCUUCUUUCGAAUUCCCAAGAUUUCCUUAACUCUCUCAAACGGGACGAAGAAUAAUGAAUACGCGACCUCCCAAUCCCGCCUAAGAGAUAUCUUCGACGCAUCCCCGAUCCUGUGUGAGAUGCAACGGCCAAUGGCCAUUGAGCCUCGAUCGAUCGCUCAUCAUCGGAUACAACCAACGAUAAUAACAACCAUCCAGCUUGAACCUGAGCAACAGAGACAGCAUAGCACCAAGCAAGGCAUCACUAUACCCAAAAGAGCCUGAUAGCAAUGUCAUCUGAGCCGGAAGCAAAGAAAGCCAAGACCGACACGGACGAUGGCGAAAAGCAGCACCUCUUCAUUAUUCGGCAUGGGGAUAGGUUCGACUACAGUCAUCCAGAGUGGCUGGAAACGACAACUCGCCGUGGAGAUCCCCCACUCUCCAAACUGGGAUAUCAGCAAGCCCGAGAAACGGGGCUGUUUCUCGAUGGACAUUUGAAGGAGAUUGGUAUCACACCCGACAAGAUCACGUGGCUCACGUCACCCUUUCUACGCUGUAUCCAAACAUCCGAUUCCAUCUUGAAUGCAUUUCCCACUACCGACACGGAUGGCGUCAAGUUACUACCCGAAUACAGCGUCUUUGAAAUGGACGGCCACGGUGGCAAAAUGCACGCUUCGCUCCCCGAAGUUUCGGAACGAUUUCAUUACUUUCCUCGCCUCGAUGCCAGUCAUGAAUCUCUCUUUGUUCCCACCAUACCGGAACCUCGCGAAGGACUCCGACCCCGAUGCGAAAAAGCCAUGCAACACUUUCACAAAAAGUAUCUGUACAAACCCAAAACGGCCAUUAUCAUUGUCACCCACGCGGCAUCCUGUGUCGCACUGGCACGAGCCGCCUCCGAUUUGCCUCUAGACGCAGUCACACCCGCCGCUCCAUGCAGCAUCUUUCAAUUAACUCGUACCCGUCAAACGGAUGUGUGGGAUAUGGAUGCCCACGACAAGCCAGAGGGAAAAAACGGAUACACCGAUCAUCUCUCGGAUAUGGGGUUGAAAACCACAAGGCCGUGGAAUCAUUUUGGGCCCAAAGGAACCGACCAGUAUUACACGGGGCCGCCCACUUCGAGGUUUGCACCGUUGCCCACCAGGGAAGAUUCGACGGAAAUUUCAUAAAAAUAUGAAUGGUGUAUAUAUCUUUGUUGUUUGUGGUGUUGGUUGUGAACUGGUCCAUGAAUGGAAGCAACAAUUGCUAGCUCUCUUCGCAAAGAUCUUUUUGCAUAUAUAUCAUACAUAGUGUCCCUGUACAUAUUAUAAUUGCAUUCAAUUACGGUUUAUGUUUUGAUGCUCCUGUCACCGUGGCGUUUUCCAUAGGGUUUCGUCUCUAUCCAGCUACAGGCAGCUAGAGCCAUUCUGGCUUCAAGUUCCGGAACACUUGAGUGCAGUGGUCGAUUGAUUACCCGAAAGCUCUCCUUCGACAACGUCGUCAUUCAGCUAGCUGGCUAACUAGAAAGUCAAACCAACGUUCAAAGCAUAUGACUGUUUUGUUCCGCUGAGCAAAUAAUAAUAUGAAUAUAUAUAAUAUAGAAACCCCAUUCGAUAACUCUGCCCUACCAUGCCAACACCCCCGAGCCCCUUCUUUUCGGCGGUCGCAUCUGAUUCUUU